CGUACUUAAAAUUAUAACGCUUAAUUUCUACGUUAUGUACAUAGCUACUACUUUAUUUUCAUACAAGUAACUUGAUCAAUAUGAGGACGAAAAAUCCUAUGGCCAAAAAACCACAACAAAUAUUAUUUUCAAAAAAUACUUAUUCUCCACAUGUGAAAGUAGAAAAUUGGGAUUAUUCAAUUCAUGCCGAAAAAAAAGAUAAUAACGUCUAUCGUGAUAAUUUGAGUAAUCACAUAAGCACUUAUGUUCGAUGGGGAAAUGAAGACCAAGGGGUGCGAAUGACUGAAACUCGUCAUAUGCUCGCACAAGUGUUUACCAAAACAGACCCAAUCUAUAAUUUCAAGCCCCUAGUUAAUUUUACCUCCUAUCCAUGUACCGAUACGCCGGGACGUAACAAGUUAAUGAGAAAUGCUGACUUAGCGCCACUUCCUGCUGAUUUUGGUAUAAUGGAUUACGUGACGACCCAACAAGAUGAUUACCGAAAUCCUUUUCCAUCAGUUAUGAAACCGCUAACUAUGUCUUCACCAGAAUGGUUAUUGAAUCGCGUCAUUAGGUCGGAUUUAACGCAUAAUCAUGGAACGGCGCCGCCGCGGGGAGAUUACCAAUGUCUUGAUACGCAUACUCCUAUUGGUCACAUCCGCGAGAUGCGAUUGUUCCGUUACCAGUCCUUUAACCCUGCCACUUGUCUACAGGACUUCCCGAUGGUAGAUAAAAUAUUGAACAAGAAGUAAAAACAU
Galleria mellonella (greater wax moth) is the source of this 737-nucleotide messenger RNA. RefSeq lists its product as uncharacterized. Lineage: Eukaryota; Metazoa; Arthropoda; Insecta; Lepidoptera; Pyralidae. The coding region runs from base 81 to 731 and encodes 216 amino acids. The record is from RefSeq and is a predicted model, not a curated record. The transcript is spliced from 3 exons.